Molecule: messenger RNA, 342 nt
Organism: Saxophila tyrrhenica
Lineage: Eukaryota; Fungi; Ascomycota; Dothideomycetes; Mycosphaerellales; Extremaceae
Exons: 2
Coding region: 1-342 (113 amino acids)
Source: RefSeq, a predicted model, not a curated record
AUGACGCAGCUGCAGAAGCACGGAUAUCAGAAGAGUAGAUCAAGCGAUAUUAAUCGGACACAGAGCUAUCGGGGUCAGGACUCGAAUGCUUGGAGUCCUCUGAAGAGUACUCCGGAGCAGGCAGAGGCGCCGGGUGUCGCUCCGCUCGACUAUGCGAACUCGUACGGAUUGUCGAGGCUCAACAGGGCCGCUCCGGAUGCAGGUCGGCAUGGGGAACCACAGCACAGGAUGAACCAGGCUGAGUUGUACACCCACGCGGCCCAAGGCAGCAACGUGAGCAACUGGAGUCAGACCAAGGGAGAGCAGGUUCCGUACCAUGCAAAGACCUGGUAUGAGGAGUAA